Molecule: messenger RNA, 478 nt
Organism: Camellia sinensis
Lineage: Eukaryota; Viridiplantae; Streptophyta; Magnoliopsida; Ericales; Theaceae
Source: RefSeq, a predicted model, not a curated record
AUGGAAUUCAUAUUACCAAUCGUUGCCCAGUCACCUAUAGAUAUUAGUUAUAUGGUUGUUAAAUCCUAUCAGUCUCGAAGAUUGAGUGUGAAGAAGAAGAAGAAGCCAUGGUUUUGGAGCUGGGCAUUCGCUUCAAUUCUCUUCAGACUCAUCCUCAUCUACUUCUCCCAAAACCUCUACUUGUCCUCUCGUCCCGAAGUCUCCACUCCUCUCACCUCCGUCCGCCGCCUGGCUGAAGGUUACUGGUUGAAACAGUCCUCGAUGUCUCCCUAUGCAAGUUCAAUGUAUCAUGGAUCUCCUAUUUUACUCUCAGUCCUUGGUCCUCUCACUGUUAAAAGAAUUGAAGGCCAGCCAAAUCAACUUAUUUGCAGGUAAUAUAUUUUAUUAAUUUCUCUUAAUUAGUAUAGUUUUUGUUUUUUGUUUUGUUUUCUCUUGAUAAUUCUAUCUGAUUUUCAUUUUGUUGCUGGUGUUUUUUGGA